Messenger RNA from Penicillium pulvis, 891 nucleotides. Its product is annotated as NAD(P)-binding protein. The record is from RefSeq and is a predicted model, not a curated record. Gene Ontology annotation, cellular component: cytoplasm. The transcript has 4 exons. Bases 1 to 891 code for a protein of 296 amino acids. NCBI's taxonomy places the organism in Eukaryota, Fungi, Ascomycota, Eurotiomycetes, Eurotiales, Aspergillaceae. Gene Ontology annotation, molecular function: oxidoreductase activity, acting on the CH-OH group of donors, NAD or NADP as acceptor.
AUGGCUUUCGUCGGGGAUGUGAACUUGGACGGGAAGAUACUCGCAAUUACAGGAGGAGGGUCUGGAAUUCAUCUGGAGCUUGCGAAAAUCGCUCGAUCAAAGGGCGCCAAAGUCAUUAUCGCGGACCUAAAGCUAACAGAAGAAGCCACGGUGGAGGUUGAGCGAGAUUCGGCAAACUUGGUAUUUCUGCCGUGUGAUGUUGCGAAACGAUCAGAGCUGGAGAAGAUUAUUACCACUUCCGAGUCCGUAUUUGGGGAUUGCCCUGAUGUUUAUGUUGCAGGGGCUGGCGUUUUUGAGCCGACGUGGUCUAAUUUUUGGGAUGACACGGAAUCGGAUGACUACAAGGCCGUUCAAAUCAAUGUUAACCAUCCUCUUAAACUGACCAGAAUUGCAACCAGGGCAUUAUUAGGUCGCAACAAAAAGGGUGUCGUUCUCAUCAUGGCAUCAAUGACUGGAUACACGGGACAUUUUUCAGCUCCACUCUACAGCGCCACAAAGCAUGCUUUGGUGGGAUUCGUGCGUUCGAUGGUCGAUUUAGAUAGGCAUGAGGGUGUCAAGGUAGUUGCGAUCUGCCCUGGCAUAGUGAAAACCCCUCUGUGGCUAGCAGAUCCUGAGCGCUCAGCCCGAUUCGGGUAUCAAGACAGUAUCGCUAUAUCCGCAAAAAGCGUUGCCGAAGCUGAGUUGAACUUGAUUGAAAAUGGAAGCUACCAGGGAGGUACCGUAUAUGAAAUUUCAACUGCGGGCGAGCGAACGAUUGGUACUUGGAAUAUAAGCCCUCCAGGAUCUAGCAGUGAAACGCCUCUUGUUGGAACGGUUAUUCCACAAGAAGCUUUGGAUCGGGCUUAUGGGCCUAUAUGGUCCGUUCUGGCUAAAGAAAGAACGACUGACUGA